UUGAGGGAGGAUGUGGCAGGACUAGUGAGCUUGUAUGAGGCUACACACCAUAGAAUGGAUGGUGAAGAUGACUUCGAAGAAGCCUAUAGUUUCAGCACAAGACACCUAAACUCAUCAUUAGGGAAGAUGGGGAUUGAACUUGGUGAGCAAGUGAAACAGUCACUGGAAAUCCCACUCCAUUGGAGGAUGCCAAGGUUAGAAGCAAGGAACUCCAUUGAUCUCUGUCUCAUGGAGGAUUCAAUGCCCUCUGUUUUGCUCAAGUUUGCAAAGUUGGAUUACAAUCUAGUGCAAUCAGUACACCAGCAAGAAGUCCAAGAAUUAUCAAAGUGGUGGAGAGACUUGGGUUUCAAAGAAAAGCUUGAGUUUUCAAGAGAUCGUUUGAUGGAGAAUUAUUUGUGGGCAAUGGGAAUUGUUUUCGAGUCCCAGUUCUCCAAAUGCAGGAAAUGCCUUACUAAAUUUGUCUGCAUACUAACAGCCAUUGAUGACAUGUAUGAUAUAUACGGAUCGCUAGAUGAGCUUGAACUUUUUACUGAUGCAGUCAAUCGAUGGGACCUUAAGGCCAUGGAGGAGCUCCCAGAGUACAUGAAGAUAUGUUACUUGGCUAUGUUCAACUUUGGAAAUGAAAUUGCAUAUGAUGUUCUGAAAAACCAUGGCUUGGAUGUUCUGUCCUACAUUAAGGAACAGUGGACAAAUCUUUGUAGAUCAUAUUUAGUAGAAGCAAGGUGGUUCUACAGUGGGUACACUCCAACAUUGGAUGAGUACUUGGACAAUUCGUGGACUUCUGUGGGUGGCCCUGCAGCAAUAACCCAUGCUUACCUGAUGCUAGGGUUCCCCCUAGCUCUAGAUUCUCUUGAUGGAUUGAAGAUUAAUUCUCUUGAUGGAUUGAAGAUUAGUUCUGAUGCAAUUUACUGGGCAUCUCUCAUUACCCGACUAAGCGAUGAUUUGGGCACUUCCAAGGAUGAGAUUGAGCGAGGGGAUGUGGCCAAAUCCAUACAUUGUUGCAUGAUCAAGGAAGGAGUUUCAGAAGAAGAAGCACGAGAUCGCAUUAAGGCCCUAAAAAGCUUUUCAUGGAAGAAACUUAAUGAGGCAUCUGCUAAGAUUAAUCACCGUCAUCACCCUGCUAGGUCCAUAGUAACUAUGCCAUUAAACAUGGCCAGGACUGCACAAAGCAUAUUUCAGCAUGGUGAUGGCAUUGGUACUUCAAUUGGGAUCACAAAAGAUCGCUUGACCUCUUUGAUUGUCAAACCCAUUCCAAUUCCAAUCCAACAUGCAUAAAUCACCAAGCAAUGUUACAAGAACCCAAUCUUUUACUAGUGGCCAUGUAAUUUGUGAGAUUAGUUAAUUAUGAACAUAUUUUAUCAUUGGCAAUUUCAAGAUUUUUCCAAAACUUGUGUGCAUGAGAGA
This is a messenger RNA of Camellia sinensis, 1404 nucleotides long. NCBI's taxonomy places the organism in Eukaryota, Viridiplantae, Streptophyta, Magnoliopsida, Ericales, Theaceae. The record is from RefSeq and is a predicted model, not a curated record.